CUGCAUACCUUCUACGUUUUCUUCGUUCUCUUUUUUUGCGAUUGUCUUCCUUGCAUCCAACUGCUGUGCAGUCUUACAUUCCUUCAAACAAAACAAUUUUCACUUCGCUUCUUCUUCAAGAUGAUUGCAUCAUUUUCUCUCCUUCUCACGACAGCCGUUCUGGCCCUGGCGAAGCCGAUCGAGGUUCGCACUGUUGCUGCUUUGAAUACUGCUGCCUUUGAAGAGGCUCAACAACGAGAUAACACUGCUACGAGAGCGUUCGCCAAUACUGAAAUUCUGACCUCGGAUGGACAAUGUCUCUUCAUCAAUGAGCUGUCAGGUGAUUUCCGUGCCAACUUGAAUCCAAUCCAAGUCGCACCAUGCGAUGGAUCUCAAGGACAGCUUUGGGAUGUUAUCACUGCUGGAGAGCAUGACGACCAAGCUGGAACGAUGCUUGUUGUAAACACUUUGACUCAAGCAUGCAUGAACUUUGAUCCUCGCCGAGCUGCUGGCAACACCGUCAUCAUGUUCUCCUGUGGUGGAAGAGCUGAUGGAGGCGGCGCUGUCACCAAUUCCCAGCUUUUCAACUUCACCGGAGGCGCAGGACCUCUUGCAUUGGCUCCCAUCAACGCUGUAGGAACGUGCUUGACCGUUACAUCAAACAAUGUCCUCGACUCAGCUGCAUGCUCUGGGGACUCUACCCAAUCCUUCACAUUCGGAGGAGGAAGUGCAGCUUCUGUCUCUGCUUCAACGACUGCUGCUUCCGCAGCAGUCUCCUCAACAGCAGUCUCUUCCCCCGUCUCAGAACUAGCCGCUUCAACCUCCUCUUCAUCCUCAUCCUGCACCUCAACCACAAUCCUAACCAUGACCCGUUCCUCCGCCUCCGCCUCAGCCGCAGCAUCAACAACCAUCCUCUCCUCCUCCGCACUCACCACUUCUGCACCCAUCUCUUCCGCUGCAGCAGCCGCCACAGAAAUAUCCUCCAACCCCACCUCAGCAGUCCCCGUCUCCGGCGCCGGCGGCGUCCUCAACCCCUCCGCAGCCGCAGAAUCCAACCCCCGCGACAACACCGCCACCCGGGCCUUCACAUCCGUCUCGAUCAAGACCUCGUCCGGCUCCUGCCUCUCCAUCAACCCGCUCGCCGGCGACUUUCGCCAGAACCUGAUCCCUGUCGCUAUCGUGGCGUGUUCCUCGUCCGACGCAGGCCAGCAAUUCGACCUCAUUACCGCGGGCGCGCAUAACAAUGCCGUGAACGCGACGCUGGUGGUUAGUAGUUUGACGCAGGGCUGUUUGAAUUUCGAUCCCAGGCGCGCGGCCGGGAAUCAGGUGUUGUUGUUUUCUUGUGGGGGGAGGGCGGAUGGGGGCGGCGCGACGACGAAUAGUCAGUUGUUUACGUAUGAUGUGGCGGCGAAGCCGAGUAGUUUGACGUUGCAGCCCGAGAGCGGGGAGCCGGUGGGGAGUGUGUGUUUGGAGCCGAAUGCGGGGACGGGGUUGUUGGAUGAUGGGGCUUGUGAUGGGGGUGCUGGGCAGGUUUUUACUGUUGGGUAGAGGGUGAGAGGAGAGUUGGUGGGGGGAAAGGGGCUGAGAGUGCGAUGGGGGAGGGUUUGGUGUAUUAUUAUCAUUCUUUGUGGGGUGCUUUGCCAGCUUGGCUUCGAUUCUUGGGUGUAUCAUCAGGGGAAACAUGUAGAUCUGUAACAAUAUCAAUGUCAC
Mollisia scopiformis is the source of this 1689-nucleotide messenger RNA. RefSeq lists its product as uncharacterized. The record is from RefSeq and is a predicted model, not a curated record. Bases 121 to 1527 code for a protein of 468 amino acids. The transcript is spliced from 5 exons. NCBI's taxonomy places the organism in Eukaryota, Fungi, Ascomycota, Leotiomycetes, Helotiales, Mollisiaceae.